This is a messenger RNA of Trematosphaeria pertusa, 885 nucleotides long. Its product is annotated as carbohydrate esterase family 12 protein. Gene Ontology annotation, molecular function: hydrolase activity. The coding region runs from base 1 to 885 and encodes 294 amino acids. The record is from RefSeq and is a predicted model, not a curated record. Lineage: Eukaryota; Fungi; Ascomycota; Dothideomycetes; Pleosporales; Trematosphaeriaceae. The transcript has 4 exons.
AUGACUCCAAUACAUUUCGCAGUCGCCCUUCUACUACCUUUCGCAUCAGCAUGGCCUAAGUAUCUACCGCGCGCCUCGCUAACCGCCCCAACCGCCACCGCCCUCCCGACCAUCUGGGUAGCCGGCGACUCCACCACAGCGCCAGACGGCGGCCAUAACGGCACUCAAGGAUGGGCCGAGUACCUGCAUUACUCCUUCGGCAGCAAUGCUUUCGUAAACAACUCAGCCUAUGCGGGACGAUCAGCCCGCUCAUUCACCCGUGAAGGACGCUUCGAUUGGAUCGCGGAAGCGAUGCAUCCAGGAGACUGGGUCGUUAUUGAGUUCGGCAUCAACGACGGUGGCACGCCGUUGAACGGGUCUACGAGCACGACUGGUGAUAAGGGGAGAGCGGAUUGUCCCGGUGCUGGGGAUGAGACUUGCACUGUAGUCAACGCCACCGAAAUCGUCCAUACUUUCCCGUGGUAUGUCAAGGCGGCCGCCUCGAAGUUCCUUUCGUUAGGAGCGGCGGGUAUUGUCAUCUCGGAGCAACUUCCGAACAACGUGUGGGAAACUGGUAACUAUUCAUACACGCCGUCGCGCUUCUCGUACUAUGACUUGCUUUCCGUCGAAGAGCUGCGAGGCCCCAAAUCUAUGGUAUAUUUCGUCCAGCAUGGAACUUAUGCGGCGCAAGCGCAGAAACUACUUGGUCUGGAAGUGGUGGACGCAAAUUACCCGAUGGAUCAUACGCACACUGCGCCUUUUCUCGCAGAUGUGCAUAGCCAAGCUUUCGUGCUGGGCCUGAAAUGCGGGACUGCCCCUUUGGCCGAUCUAGUUAUCAACGCUACGGCGCGGAUUGAGAUGUCACGUGGCCCGUGUCUCCCGGCCAAUAGCACACUUCCCAUUUAG